This is a messenger RNA of Myxocyprinus asiaticus (Chinese sucker), 4417 nucleotides long. RefSeq names its product serine protease 12 (gene prss12). The coding region runs from base 122 to 2578 and encodes 818 amino acids. Gene Ontology annotation, biological process: proteolysis. The transcript is spliced from 13 exons. Gene Ontology annotation, cellular component: membrane. The record is from RefSeq and is a predicted model, not a curated record. NCBI's taxonomy places the organism in Eukaryota, Metazoa, Chordata, Actinopteri, Cypriniformes, Catostomidae. Gene Ontology annotation, molecular function: serine-type endopeptidase activity.
CUGAGCUGCUCGGAUAACAGCCAAUAGACAAGAUGAGACAACUUCAUGCCCAUGCCUCCAGAUAGACUGGAGAGGAAUAUUUAUUGAAUUGUUGGAUUAUGGUGACAGACACAGGUUCAUAAUGAUGGAUGCGAGCUCCAGGUUUUUCUUCAUCGUCUCUUCGCUGCUGCUCAUCGCGUGCGGUGACGGGUCUCCGUUCACCGAUUGCAUUCAGAGCAAAGGGAAGGCUGGUUUUUACGAAGGAUCCAUAGACGUGACCGAAUCCGGUGUGAAAUGCAUGAACUGGAGUGAAGUGCCCGGUGUUAUAGACCGGUAUCAAGGGAAAGGGCUUGGGGAUCACAGUCUCUGCCGAAACCCGGACGGGAGGAUUCGCCCGUGGUGUUUCUUUGCAAACAGCCGUGGACGCAUUGACUGGGGGUACUGCGACUGUAAGCAAGGCUCUGUGAGACUGCACGGAGGCAGAUCGAAGUUGGAUGGUACAGUUGAAGUGUAUCUGAAUGGUGUGUGGGGUACCAUCUGCGGUAAUGGCUGGGAUGACAAAGAUGCUGCUGUGGUGUGUCGACAGCUGGGACAGGGUUAUAGGGGGCAUGCACGUGUGAGUUCUCUGUCACGUCUAGUGGUAUCUGGAGUUCACUGGCAGACUGCAGGCUGUGAGGGACAGGAAGAGGACUUACUGCAGUGUAAUCACUCUGCCUGGAGUGGAGGAGAGUGUGUUGACCGCCAGGCGGCUGCUGUCUCUUGCAUUCCAGUGGAAGCCUCAGUGUUUGUCCCUGUUCGUCUCUCUGGUGGUCCAUCGGCAUAUGAGGGGAGAGUAGAGGUGUAUCAUGCAGGACAGUGGGGCACAGUUUGUGAUGACCAGUGGGAUGAUAAUGACGCUGAGGUGGUAUGCAGGCAGCUGGGGUUAGGGGGCAUUGCUAAGGCUUGGGUAGGAGCAUAUUUUGGUGCAGGCUCAGGCCGUAUUCUUUUGGACGAGGUGAGCUGCACAGGAAAUGAGCUGUCCAUUGAGCAGUGUCCAAAAAAAGCCUGGGGGGAACACAACUGUGACCACAUGGAGGAUGCUGGAGUGUCCUGCAUCCCACUAACAGAUGGUGCAGUGCGUCUGGUUGGCGGUGUGAAGGGUUUUGAGGGCAGGCUGGAGGUUCAUUAUAGAGGUCAGUGGGGGACCGUGUGUGAUGAUGGCUGGACACAGACCAACACGCAGGUUGUCUGCAGGCAGCUGGGCUUUAGGUCAGGGCAGAGUGUGUCACCAGGGCGGUUCGGGACAGCAUUGGGUCCAAUUUUGCUGGAUGAUGUCAAGUGUACAGGAAAAGAGCCCACCAUCACACACUGCAGCCGGAAGAGCUGGCUCAAACACGACUGCACUCACAAUCAAGACAUAGCCAUUGUGUGCAACCCCCAACGCUUCAGACAUGGAGUACCCACCAGUGUGCCUGUGAGACUGGUGGGCGGGGAGAAUGAGAGAGAGGGGCGUGUCGAGAUCCUAGUGGGUGGCCAGUGGGGGACGGUUUGUGAUGAUGGAUGGACGGACCGGGACGCAAAGGUGGUGUGCAGACAGCUGGGUUACAGUGGGCUGGCCAAAGCUCGUGUAAUGGCAUAUUUUGGGGAAGGCGAGGGGCCUAUCCACAUUGACAAUGUAAAAUGCACCGGUGGGGAACGCUCCCUGGCUGACUGUAUCAAACAGCCAUUUGGAACGCACAACUGCCGUCAUAGCGAAGAUGCCGGAGUUAUUUGUAACUAUGGGUUACAGAAGGAUGCCCCUGAGGUCAAAGAGUCAGUGAGCUCCAUGUGUGGUCUAAGGCCCUCUCAUACCCGCCAGAAGAGAAUAAUUGGAGGGGAAAACUCUCUACGUGGUGGCUGGCCAUGGCAGGCAGCAGUGCGCUUGCGGGGAUCUCAGGCAGAUGGACGGUUGGUAUGUGGAGCCACUCUGAUCAACAGCUGCUGGGUCCUCACCUCUGCCCACUGCUUUAAGAGGUAUGGUAACAGCACCGGGCUGUAUAAAGUUCGUGUGGGUGAUUAUCACUCUCUGGUUCCUGAGGAGUAUGAAGAAGAGUAUGCUGUGGAGAAGAUUAUCCUUCACCCACACUACCACACUGACAGCAAUGACUAUGACCUGGCACUGGUGCGUGUGUCUGGCCACAGAGCUCACAGGGGUCUCACAGGCGAGUGCGUCAGGCUGAGUCGUUUCGUCCUGCCUGCCUGCUUGCCAGUUCGGAAGGAGAGAGUGCCAAAGGGAAUUGCCAACUGCUUCAUCACGGGCUGGGGGGACACGGGUCGUGCAUAUUCAAAAACUCUUCAGCAGGCCUCAAUUUCUGUGUUGAGCAAACGUCAGUGUGAGCAACGCUAUUCUGACCAGUUUACCAGUCGAAUGCUGUGUGCUGGCUCCUCCUACGAUGACCACCGUGUGGACAGUUGCCGUGGAGAUAGUGGUGGUCCAUUAGUGUGUGAGAGGGCAAGCGGAAAUUGGGUUGUAUAUGGGGUCACAUCUUGGGGUCAUGCUUGUCGACUGCAAGACGCACCUGGCGUGUACACCAAAGUGUCCACCUUUGUGCCCUGGAUUAGGAAGGUCAUUGGCCAAUAGGAUUUAAUAAAAACUGCAGUCAACCAAUAAAAGACAUUGUGACAAUGCAGACAAAGAAAUGAUGCACAUUUUUAAAGUAAGAGCUAAUUAUGUUUCAGAUAAAACUUUAAUAGUUUAAAACUCAAGCACACACUCAAAACACUAGCACAAAGUGACUCUAGUAUUCCAAAUAUGUAUUUUAACAUCAAAGAAAAAAGCUGCUUAUUGCCUUAUGUAAUAAGUUGCACCUGGCAUAAAUAGUCAUCACAAAACUGUAUUUUGCACUGAAAUUUUGUGACAGUUGUAAUGGACCAUUAUUGUAGUGAUGCAUCCAGCAGUCUUAAUUUGGUAUCAUUUCAGGUCUUCAUUCUUUUACUUUGAUUCUCUUUUUCUUUAUUUUGGUGUUGAAACUGAAACACUUCUAGGUUAAAGGGACCACAAUUGUUAGUGUGGAAUUAAUUACUGAAGGCGGUAAUGGAAGUGUGACUAUUUGACUCUAUACUCCGUGCCAUUAAGAGACAAAAUGGGAUGAGUAAUGUUCCGAUUUCAUAUAUAGAACUUUGUGAUCAUUCUGAUGACUUGAAAUCACAUCAUACUUAAAUGGUGAAGUGGGAAAAUUCUGGAUUUCAUGCCAAGAACUGUAUGUUUAUUUUACACUCCUGGGAUAUGGUUACCAUGGCACUGCUAAGUAACCAACCACAUCACCUCAUCAGCACAUUAGGUGACAUCAUUACUCCAUCACAUGUACAAUGACAUAAUUUGUUAUAGGUCAGAUGUUCGUGAUGGUAAUUGGACUGGGGCUUGACACGUCUUAACGUGAAGACAAAAAGGAUAUCACAAACCAGCCGCAAGUUUGGACACCUAGUCAUUCUUUAUUAUUAUGUUUUCCACAUUUUAGAAUAAUAGUAAAGCCAUCACAUCUAUGAAAUCACACAAAUGGAAAUAUACAAAUAGUGUAGUGACCAAAAAUGUUAAACAAAUCAAAGUUGUUGGGUUUUUUUUUUAACUUCCUUAAAGAAUCCACCCUUUGCCUAGAUUACAGUUCUGCACAAUCUGGCCAUUUUCUCAACUAGCUUCAUAAGGUGUUUUUAAACAGUAUUGGAGUUCUCAUGUAUGCUGUGCACUUGGGGGCUUUUCCUUCACUAUAUGGUUCAACCAAUAUGGUUUAAUCAUUUAAGCAUAAGCCUUUAAAUCAAAAGGUUUUAAAUAUAAUAAAUUCAAACAUAAAACAUAUAUUGAGUCAAGUGUGUCCAAACUUUUGACUGGAAGUGUGUUUGCUUAAUAUCUUUACAAUUCUCAGUUCCACACUCUCUUACAGAUGCCAGAGAACGUGAAUUUGGGAAUUAUGUGCAAUGCAAACCGUUUUACAAAUGUUUAUACCUCUUUGUUUUAGAUCACGAGGAGCAUAUCUUGUCUUAGCCAUUAAGGACUGAAAUUAGGCAGUCUGUUUAAGUGUGUCAUUAUUUGGUUGUAAAGAAACAUUGCGAUCAUUUUGCUGAGCUAAUAUUUAGUAUAUUUCCUGUUUUUCUAAUACAUUAAUCAGUCAUGUUCUAAUCUCCUGUUAAUUAACUGUUCAAUGAAAAUAAUAAUAAACAAAUAGUUAUUUGUUCACACAGGGUCAAUAAAUUCAGUUUUAUUCCAUUUCUAUUUUGGGUUGUGUUUAGUAUUGUCUUAUGUAUGUUUAAAUAUUUCUGAACUUGGUAUGAUGCUAUAGUUUUUGCAUAAAAUUAGUUUGUAACGUCCUGUGGCAUGUGAUGCACUAUUCAUGAGGGCUGAAGUGUCAUUAGCAAACAAAAACCCACAAAAAUUUAAAAUGUUUGAAAAUGUACAAUUGUCUUGUAACCUCAGUUUGGAGCAUUA